Molecule: messenger RNA, 3589 nt
Organism: Bombina bombina (fire-bellied toad)
Lineage: Eukaryota; Metazoa; Chordata; Amphibia; Anura; Bombinatoridae
Gene: ZC2HC1A
Product: zinc finger C2HC-type containing 1A
Exons: 9
Coding region: 79-1068 (329 amino acids)
Source: RefSeq, a predicted model, not a curated record
GCCCUGGCAGCGGGGACUUUUGCGACCGGGCAGUGGCACUGCAAGGAGACAACUAGGGGCUGCAGGACGAAAUAAAACAUGGAGGAAGGUGAAGAAGACGUACCAAAUGAUGAGCUAAAGCCUUGCAAAAUUUGUGGUAGAACAUUCUUUUCAGCCACUCUGAAAAAACAUGUUCCAAUUUGUCAGAAGUCACUCGUUAAGAAAAGGAAAGCCUUUGACUCAAGUAGGCAGAGAGCUGAGGGAACAGAAAUCUCUACAAUAAAACCAGUUAAACCUCGGCCAGAACCUCCAAAGAAACAGUCUAAUUGGCGCAGAAAGCAUGAAGACUUCAUAGCUACUAUUAGAGCAGCUAAAGGCCUCACUCAGAUUAUGAAAGAGGGUGGAGAGCUUCCACCUCCCCCUCCACCUUCAUAUGAUCCUGAUUAUGUCCAAUGCCCUUAUUGUGGCAGGAGGUUUAAUGAGAAUGCAGCUGAUAGACAUAUUAAUUUCUGCAAAGAACAAGCAGCUCGGAUAACAAGUAAAAGUAAGCCUGUUGGCGAUGGAAAAGUAAAAAGCAUUCCUCGGACUCAGAUCAAACCUCCGACACUUAAGAAGACAAAUUCCCCUGCAUCCAUGUCUUCUCCAUCUACACGAUUGCCACAACCACCUAACUUUGGCAAACCUUCUUCAGGAACACCGUCAAGUAAGCCAGGUUUGAGCAGUGGGACUCCUGGAACCAAAUAUCAGACCUUUUCUCCUGCACAUAAAAAUUCAGGGAGUGUAGCAAGCCCCCAGGCUGGAGGUACAAUAAAAUCACGGACGCCACCAAGUUUAGCCAAAACUCAAACAACUGGGACUUCUGCAAACAAAAGGAUAACAUAUAAUGCUGAAAACUACUCGAGGCCUGAUGGUAAAUUGGGUCAAAAUGCUGGAGACCACUUUAGCUCUGUCAACGGAGGGCGCAUGAAAGGGGGUAAUGGUAAUGUGCCAGGACAGCUGACCAAGUUCUGCCAUGAGUGCGGUACCAAGUAUCCAGUAGAGUGUGCAAAGUUCUGCUGUGAGUGUGGAGUGAGAAGAAUGAAUAUCUGAGCUCAUCUUAAGGGACCUGGAAAAAGCCAAAAACAAAAAAAGAAAACCCUUGCUGCACAUUUUUUUUAACGUAUCACUAGAAACACCCUAAUAAUCCACCAAUAGAUUUUGCUUACAACAACUAUGUAUAUAGGCAGUGGUUAACUAGGACUGUGUGGUGCAUAUGUAAACAUUUUAACCUGCAGUGAAGUUCUGUGGAGUCCAUUUACAUAACUGUUAAAGUUUUGGGAGCAAAACCAACUUAAGUAGUCAGUGUACAACACUAUGUAUGGGCUUAUGUUCCUUAUUCCCCAUACACAGUUAACGCUGUCACUGAAAUAAAGAAAUGUUUAAUUUGAAACAUGUUUAGUAAUAAAUGUUUAUUGCAAAACUAAUUCUGUUCAUAAUUAAAAUAUUUUGACUACAACCGCAAAUAAGUGUAUGAAUUCAACACAGAUAAUUAUUCUUGAAUGUGAAGCAUGCUGUAAGCUAUCCCCUAAUAUCUUCCUUAUCUCUGGUAGCUGAUAUAUAUAUAUAUAUAUAUACUACAUCCAUUCUGCCAACAUUAUAUUACACUGCUGCAUGCUGCCUGAUAAGGAAUAUUGCUAGUAUAAAUUUUAAAAACACUAAAGAGGCCUCAGAUAGAACGAUACACUAAAUGCCUCUAUGAGUCAGCAGUUACUAUAGUUUACUUGUGUCCUGCUGAUCCUAAUACAAUUUGGCCUUGUGAUAUUAUGUUGGAUAGAGCCCACCCAAAACACAGUAACUAUAUCCUCCCAGCUGAAAGAAACCAGAUAGCUUUCAUAUGCUUCACAUUGAAGCACAGAUUUUUGUAAGUAUCAGAGGUCUUUGGGAGUCAAACGGCUGGUUGUUUUCAGUUCCUUUUUCUAUUAUCAUAUGAACAUAUCCAAUGUUUGUUCAAUGCAUGCUUAACCGUGUUAUUUUUUUAUAAAGGAACUUCUGCACAUCACCAUUCUGUAAAUAUGCCAUAUGGAAAGCAUGUAUAGCAACACUAAAAUAUCUCAUAAUUACUACACACAUUGUUGAAGCAGAAUGAAGGGGGAAAACAUGAUUUGUUUAAAACUAAAUUACACAUUUAUAUAUGCUUAAUUAUAGAAAUCGUUUAAAAACAAACAAACAUGAUUACCCGAUUCACCAUUCUACCUGCAUUGCACAGAAUAGUAAUACUAAUUGUUAGAUGCCUUCAAGAAGUGCUGCACAUUCCACCGAGGGUCUCUAUAGGAAUUUAAAUACAAUAGCUAUAAAUGAACUUCCUAGGGUUUUAUGUAAUGAUUUAAAUGGACAGUAACGUCAAAUUAAAGUGAAGGUAAAUUCUAGCGUUUUUUUUUUUUUAAAUGCUAUGGUUUUCCAGUGCCAUAAAUAAAGUUGACUUUCAGUCAUGAAGCAUAAAAAAAACUUAAAGUACUUUUAUUUGGCCUUGAGUCGACCGCCCAAAGCCAAUCUGCUUUUUUUUUUUUUUUUCUCUUCAGUGAGGUGACGUUACCACCUCUUAGCCAAUAGCCGUAGAAGCAGUUCAGCAUUAUGCUGCAUGGCUAGCACGCUAUUGGCUAAGAUGACAUUAUUGACAAAAAUGAGUUUUGCUGUGGGCAACGGGAAUCGUUGAGCUCGGCAAUAACUUGUGACCAAAUAAAACUACUUUCAGCAUGAACUCUUUUAUACCUCAUGACUGAAAGUUACCUUUAUUUUUGACACUGGUAAAUCCUAGUAUUUCAAAAAUGCUAGGAUUUACAAUCACUUUAAACUUUCAUGUAAUUUUCAACAACUUUCCACUUUUAUACUAUCCUAUGAGCCUACCUAGUUUUACUAUUCAACAAAGGAUACUAAGAAUACAAAGCAAAAUUGAUUGCAUAAGCAAAUAGUAAAAUUGCACGCUCUAUCUAGAUCAUGAGAGUUUAAUAUGACUCUACAGUACUCCAUUUCAUAUACAACAUUUUUUUAUUAUCCCUUUCAGAGAGCAUCAAAUUUUAUGACUAAUGCACCAAUAAAAUAAUAUUUGCAUGUGAUGGUUAUAAUAUGUUAAUGUAUUUCUCUUGAGUUUUGUGUGUUUGAUUUAUUUAUAUUUUGGUAUACAGUUUGUAUUAGUUUUUACCAUUUUGUUCAUUGUCUUUUCUCUAAAUUAUUUUGAAACUCAAAACAAAUUGUCAACAUAAAGAAUUAAGUAACAAACAUUAUGGGGUGACUUUAAAGGUGUAAUGGCAAAGUUAGUGUAUAUGAAUGAUGAUUUAUCAGCUAGCCCCUCAGAAAUUAUUUGUACAAAUAUAUUAAAAACAAGUGCCAGUUCUUUUUAAACUUGUAAAAAUGUCAAUGCAACCUAUGAUUUCAUGUAAAACAAAAUAUUUCUUUAAUCUUUCUGUGUACUUAUUUUUAUAUUUAUUUUUAUGCUGCAAUAAACAUUUUAAACGCUAACUUUUUAUGGAAAUGUGAGUGACACAAACUACAUUUGGUCCAAGAGUGUUGAUUUUUGUGUACUUUGUAUGAAUUUGUAUUUUACAACAAUAUUAAAGGCAUUCCUUCCAUGUAA